Telopea speciosissima is the source of this 1300-nucleotide messenger RNA. Its product is annotated as serine/threonine-protein kinase SAPK2-like. Gene Ontology annotation, biological process: intracellular signal transduction; protein phosphorylation. Gene Ontology annotation, molecular function: protein serine/threonine kinase activity; ATP binding. Lineage: Eukaryota; Viridiplantae; Streptophyta; Magnoliopsida; Proteales; Proteaceae. The transcript has 9 exons. The coding region runs from base 215 to 1240 and encodes 341 amino acids. The record is from RefSeq and is a predicted model, not a curated record.
UUUAAGUAUUUUACUGCUGUGGAACUCUCUGAUUUCGUUGCUUGUUUGCAGUGAUUUACAAUUUGAUUUCAUUCUAAAAUUCUGCCAGAGCCCAGAAUCGAAUUGGGUCUUCAGCUUUCCUUCUUUCCUUCCUUUUGCGAAUUCAUCUUUGUCCCAUAUAAGCUGCAGAGAAGAGAACAGAAGAGCACUGUUUCAUGUUUUCUGUUUUGAAGUUAUGGAGCGCUAUGAGAUACUGAAAGAUAUUGGGUCUGGGAACUUUGGGGUUGCCAAACUUGUUGUAGAUAAGUGGACUAAGGAACUCUAUGCUGUGAAGUAUAUUGAGAGAGGGCAGAAGAUUGAUGAAAAUGUGCGAAGGGAGAUUAUGAACCAUAGAUCCUUGACGCACCCCAAUAUAGUUAGAUUCAAGGAGGUUGUGCUGACUCCUACUCAUCUAGCCAUAGUCAUGGAAUAUGCUUCUGGUGGGGAACUCUUUGAAAGGAUCUGCAAUGCUGGUAGAUUCAGUGAGGACGAGGCAAGGUUCUUCUUUCAGCAAUUGAUAUCAGGAGUCAGUUACUGCCACUCUAUGCAAAUCUGCCACAGAGAUCUUAAGUUGGAAAACACACUCUUAGAUGGGAGCUCUGCACCACGACUAAAAAUAUGUGACUUUGGGUAUUCCAAGUCAUCUGUCUUGCAUUCUCAACCAAAAUCUACUGUAGGAACACCAGCCUAUAUUGCACCGGAGGUAUUAUCUAGAAAGGAAUAUGAUGGCAAGAUUGCAGAUGUUUGGUCUUGUGGAGUCACUUUAUAUGUAAUGUUGGUUGGAGCUUACCCCUUUGAAGAUCCUGAUGAUCCAAGGAACUUCCGAAAGACAAUUGGGCGGAUACUUAAUGUCCACUACUCAAUUCCAGAUUAUGUUCGAGUAUCCAUGGAUUGUAAGCAUCUCCUUUCUCGAAUUUUUGUGGCUAACCCUGAAAAGAGAAUAACCAUUCCAGAAAUUAAAAACCAUCCAUGGUUCUUGAAGAACUUGCCAAUAGAACUCAUGGAAAGAGAAGAAGGAAGCUUUCUGAAUAAUGAUAUAAAGGAUACAUCCCAAAGCAUUGAAGAGGUACUGUCUAUAAUACAAGAAGCAAGGAAACCUACUGAUCAGGGAUUCAAAAUUGGUGGCCAUUUUAUUGGGGGCAGUAUGGAUCUUGAUGACAUUGAUGCAGAUACAGACAUAGAUGAGAUUGAAACAAGUGGUGAUUUUGUUUGUGCAUUAUGAGGAUGGGUUGCAUCCAAACUGAUCUGGUUGUUGAUCCCUUGAGGAUGAACUAUUCUGUCC